UCCUCAAACGACAAGAUGAGUUACAGAUCUGAAAUCCACUCUGCUUCUUCCUACCGGAAGGUUUUCGGGGACGCCCCACGCUAUUCAGCCUCUCCAUCUCGGAUGAGCGGUGGCUCGCGAAGUGCAUUCUCAUCUGGUGGCUAUAGAUCCCAGUCUCUCUCCCGUACCGGCGGCUCAUCCCUGGGAUCUUACAGGAGAUCCGGACGGUCCUCUGAGGGCUUUGAUCUUGGCCAGAGCGCGGUUCUCAACAAUGAGUUUAAAAUCAUCCGCACCAAUGAAAAGGAACAGAUGCAGGGUCUCAACGACCGUUUCGCUAUGUUCAUCGAGAAAGUGCGAAAUCUUGAGCAGCAGAACAAAAUUCUGGAAACCGAACUGGUGGCGUUGCGACAGAAGCAGUCGGAACCCUCCCGCCUUGCGGACCUGUACCAGCAGGAACUCCGGGAGCUCCGUUCUCAAUUGGAAGAAGUAAACGGCGAGAAAUCCCAGGCUUUGCUUGAAAGGGACAACAUUGACGAGGAGCUGCAGAAACUUAGGUCCAAGUAUGAAGAGGAGAUAAGGGCUCGAGAUGAGGCCGAGCAAACCCUGAAGGCUUUCAAGAAGGACGUGGACGACGCCACCAUGGUUAGACUGGACCUGGAGAAGAAAGUGGAGUCUCUCCUGGACGAGAUCAAUUUCUUGAGGAAGGUGCACGAGGAAGAAGUGACGGAGCUAAUGAGCAUGAUCCAGGCUUCCCAGGUGUCUGUUGAGAUGGAGGUAUCCAAACCGGAUCUCACCUCCGCGCUGAAGGAGAUCAGAGGCCAGUACGAGUCGAUGUCCUCCCAGAAUCUGCAAUCGGCUGAAGAAUGGUACAAGACGAAGUUCGCCGACAUGAGCGACCAGGCCAGCAAGAGCAACGAGGUGAUCCGAGCGAGCAGGGAGGAGAUGAAUGAAUUUAGGAGGCAAUUGCAGUCCAGAACCAUUGAAAUCGAGAGCUUGAAGGGAACCAACGAAUCGCUAGAAAGGCAGCUCCAGGAGAUGGAAGACAGGCACAACAACGAAAUUAUCACGUACCAGGACACUGUCGGCCAGCUGGAAGAUGAGCUCAGGGCCACCAAGACCGAGAUGGCGCGCCACCUGAGGGAGUACCAGGACCUACUGAAUGUAAAGAUGGCGCUGGAUAUCGAAAUCGCGGCCUACAGGAAGCUGCUUGAGGGGGAGGAGACCCGCCUGAGCACGGGGAUAACCUACCCCACCCAAAGCUCCGGCCCCAGCCUGAGCUACGGGUUCCAGACGAGGAUGUACACCACCUCCAGCAGCUCCAGCAGCUCGGCCAAGUCGGGGAAGAAGGAGGAGAAGGCCGAGGAGCCGCGCAGCAAGCCUCCUGCCAAGGCCGUCGCCGCGCGCGAGACCUUCGAGGAGAUCAUCGAGGAGACCACCAUCUCCACAAAAAAGGUGGAGAAGAACGAGCCCGGCGAUGUCUACUCUGCCGGCCCGAAAAACUAAAGCACCGUCCCCUCUCCACGCCGCAACGGCUGUCCUCUGAGCGGAAGCCUCGGUAAACCCCACCUCACACUCUCUGCAGCCCUCGUAUCCGUCUCCUACCUACAGUAGCGCUCUCUUGCUAACACACUUCUGAGAUUUCAGGAAGCACUUUAAGUUAAAAAGAAAUAAUACAUUCAGGCCUUUACCGUACUUUGCCAAUUCCACAUAGGACUCGAGUUUACAAAUGGCUGCAUAUUAAUUUACCUAGUGCACUGCCAAGAGCGGUAAAUAUUCUUGACACAUUCCAGAGGGCAUGUGCAUGUGUGUGCACUGCGCACAAUGAAUUAAGAACAUAUCAAAUCUCUGGGUUACGAUUACAAGCAUUCAACUUUCCACAAGUACAAAUUAAUAAACAAAACCACUUGUCUUUAUUCCGACAUAAUCUCACUACAAACUAAUUCACAAAGCACAAAAUGAAACUUGAAGCCAUCAAAGAUUUGACAUAGACAUCAUUCCUGAUGAGCAGUACGGCCAUCAAUUAAAGCAAAAGUGAUAUAGUUUGCAUGUUAGCAGAUUGUUGGAAGCAUCUUAAAAGCCUUUGCAGUAGCUCAGCACUAGAUGGAUAACGGUAGAAUAUAUUUGGAGGGUUUUUCAAACUAGUCUUUUCACUGUCACUAUCACAUCUGUCACAAUUCUGUAUGAAUCAAUAAACUUCACAUCAGCACAUCUCCUAUUUAAAAAGAAACCCUUUCUCCACACUGAAACACUACAGCACACCAGCUGCGGUACCAGAAAGUGUAUACCAUCAAAAGCAGCACUCCUCUCCAAGCUUGCUCUUUGAUGUAACUCUUCAUCUAAUCUUAUAAUGAGGAAAUGAAUUAAAUGAUAAAAGCAUUAGUUGCAUGAUGUGUAUUUCAUGUUUGCAUGGUAACCAUCUAUGGGCCAUGGACUCUUAAUACAUGGCUGUACGGUCAGGUGUGGAGAAGACAUUUCCUUCAUAGCUCACACUAUCUCUUGCUGUGUUCUCAUUCAUUUCAUUACUUAAAAUUGUCAGCUUACGCCUGAGGCCAAUGUAAUUAUUGUGGCUGUGGAUAUGAUGUCUAACAGAACGUUGGUUCUGCAACUGUACCAGUCAGGGUCAAUGUAAUGAUGAAGGCUCUUGUUGUUACCUAUGUCAUAUUGUAAUGUCAUCCCAUCUGUACAAUCAGACUAGGUUGCUGAGGACGUUUUGUGCCAGUCAGGGUUAGGACAACCAACAAAAUGAAGGACAACCUUAAUGGAGCAGGCUUUGUCUUCACUUGCUCUUACGCUAAAGUAUUUUACAAUGAAAAGAGAAGCAAAACGAAUGUUGUUUAGCACAAAUGCAUGGGCUGACUAAAUUUGCAAUUCCCCCUAAGCAGUUAGGGUUGGGAUUUAAGGAUCGUAUGCACAACUUCCUGUCUGAAAUUCUUAAUGUAUUCUCGAGGACGCCUGAAGCACACUUUAACAGCAAUGACCAGAUUCCAUACCAUGAUACUAAGCCUUAGUGAUUAUAAAAGGAUAAGCCAAAAUUUCAUAGAAAAGACAAGCCAAAAUUUCAUAAUAAAUUUUUUCCUGACCUGAUAGCAUCACUACAUGCUCUUUUCCAAAUAUACUGUGUAAAUGUGUUGUAGAACAUGCAGAAUCCCACAAGCAGGAGUCUAGCUUUUCCUGUGACCAACCUCUGCUAAAUAAAGGGUAGCUUCUUAUUUCUUAAUUCAUAGCUCUGUGGUGGCUUGCAACAGCUGCAACACUCACUCCAUGGUACCACUCAUACAAACAACAUCCAUUGGUUGAGUUUGGUUUCAUCGAGUCAAAAUAUAUGAGCACACCUUCUGAGAAAAGACCAAGGAAACAUCAGGUGCACACCAUAGGUCCAGAGAUGCUGUAGAACCAGCGGUACACCUCAAAGGAGUUAUGGAAAAAUAUUUCCUUUCUUUGGCCUCAGAAUACAGCUAAACAACAUUUUGCCUGGGGGGUCCCAUAGUAUCUGAGCUUGUGCCGCUGAUAUAAAAGGCAGAAAGCAUUAAAACAUAUCUCUGCAAAGACAAACCCGACUGACUACACUGCCAAACUUUUCUAAUGCAUGUGCAACAAGCUUUCAUAAAAAGGUUUUUUUCUCCACCGCAGAAUACUUGCAACUAAUACAAUUGAAUGAAUGCUAUAGGUUGUCGAACUGCCUUAAUGACAUCAGCUGCUUUCUGACUGACAGUCUGUGUGCUUAGUGUAUGGUUCUGUGCUGGGUGUGUUUGCUCCUCCUACUUUCUAGAAUUAGAACAUAACUGAUAACCAUAGUUACUGAAUGUAGUUAUAAUGAUCUUCUUCCUAUGUUCCUAAUGACUGUAUGGCACAUAUCAAUAAAGAUUCAACGUUAAUGGA
Messenger RNA from Conger conger (European conger), 3858 nucleotides. It is a transcript of the gene inab, whose product is annotated as internexin neuronal intermediate filament protein, alpha b. The coding region runs from base 16 to 1482 and encodes 488 amino acids. The record is from RefSeq and is a predicted model, not a curated record. Gene Ontology annotation, biological process: intermediate filament organization. The transcript has 3 exons. NCBI's taxonomy places the organism in Eukaryota, Metazoa, Chordata, Actinopteri, Anguilliformes, Congridae. Gene Ontology annotation, cellular component: postsynaptic intermediate filament cytoskeleton; intermediate filament; cytoplasm. Gene Ontology annotation, molecular function: structural constituent of postsynaptic intermediate filament cytoskeleton.